Phoenix dactylifera (date palm) is the source of this 2408-nucleotide messenger RNA. RefSeq names its product purple acid phosphatase 2-like. NCBI's taxonomy places the organism in Eukaryota, Viridiplantae, Streptophyta, Magnoliopsida, Arecales, Arecaceae. The record is from RefSeq and is a predicted model, not a curated record. Gene Ontology annotation, molecular function: metal ion binding; acid phosphatase activity.
GUAUAAUUAAUUUAAUAAUCUUUAUUAACAAGCAAAUAUAUUUCAAUAUUUGAAAUAGCUAAUAUUGACAAUGUUAUAUAAGUGGACCACAAAUGGUUAACAAAUGGAUCGAGAAAAAAUAUUGUUACUCGAAUUGUUUAUUCAAGAAUAUUCUUAAAAACAUGGUAAUAUUUCCAUAUAAGAUUACCUUUAACUAAAUACAAUAAUUUUUUCAAUAUUAUUUUUAUAGUAAAUUUUCCUUAACCAAAUGUAGUAAUUUUUUCCCCCAUUUAUCAGAUUAUCGUGUAAUAAGACCUAAGGUAAGCCAAAAUACGACCGGCGGAGUUCAAUAUCCUCUCUCCCAAGAUGUACCAAAACGAACCUCACCUCACUUCCCAAAUAUAAAUAGAUAUUUUAUUAUUCGUUCCUGUACUCAAGUGAGCUGCAUGAGUCCCACACGAUGGACUCGACGGUGUCACCGUCCCGGCGUUCCCUGUCUCCUUCCCGCUCCUUCUCCCAUCCGAAUAUUUCAAAGUCAACGAACGUUUCCAGACCCCUCAGUCUAUAUCCAUCCCUAUCUAUUCCCACCUCCCUCUCUCUCCUGUUUUGCCGUGUAAUUUCCUUCCCUAUUCCACUCCAUAUCGGUCUCACAUUCUCUCUCCGUAUUAUUCCGGCACGUAUCUUCGGGUGUGUACCGAGUGAGGAAGUCUGAGGACAGGUGAGAAACAGGGGAAGAGGAGGGUAGAAGAAGCGGAGUGACAGGACGGAUGGGGUGGCGGAGGGCUUCUCGCCGGCUUGGUGUCGCUCUGGCUUUGUCUCUGGUGGUGGUGGAGCUCGCAGGGCGGUGCCAUGGAGGAGUCACCAGCUCCUUUGUGAGGAAGACGGAGAAGACUGUCGAUAUGCCACUCGAUAGUGAUGUCUUCCGUGUUCCCCCUGGCUACAAUGCCCCUCAGCAGGUUCAUAUAACUCAAGGCGACCAUGAUGGUGCGGCGAUCAUUGUAUCAUGGGUGACUCAGGAUGAACCUGGCUCCAGUGCAGUGCUUUAUGGGACUGAUAAGAACAAGCUCGAAUUCUAUGCUGAGGGCAAGUAUACACAUUAUAAGUUCUAUAACUAUACUUCUGGCUACAUCCAUCAUUGCACUAUCAGGAAUUUGAAGCAUGACACAAAAUACUACUAUGCUGUUGGGAUUGGGCAUACAAUGCGACAGUUCUGGUUCAUGGUCCCUCCCAAAGUUGGUCCUGAUGUACCAUAUACAUUUGGUCUUAUAGGGGAUCUUGGACAGAGUUUUGACUCAAAUAGCACACUUUCUCAUUAUGAAUCAAAUCCGAAGGCAGAGGCAGUUCUAUUUGUUGGAGACCUUUCUUAUGCGGAUAACUACACGAAUCAUGACAAUGUCAGGUGGGACACAUGGGGCAGGUUUAUUGAGAGAAGCGCUGCGUAUCAGCCAUGGAUUUGGGUUGCAGGAAAUCAUGAGAUUGACUUUGCUCCUGAAAUUGGUGAAAAAGUGCCAUUUAAGCCAUACAGUCACAGGUAUCAUGUUCCUUAUAGGGCUUCUGGCAGCACAUCUCCAUUCUGGUACUCCAUCAGACGGGCCUCAGCAUACAUCAUUGUCCUGGCAUCAUAUUCAGCUUAUGGUAAAUACACUCCUCAAUGCAAAUGGCUUAAAGCAGAGCUACCUAAAGUAAACAGAAGUGAGACACCAUGGUUGAUGGUUCUCAUGCAUGCACCAUGGUAUAAUAGCUACAACUAUCACUACAUGGAAGGAGAAACCAUGAGAGUAGUGUAUGAGCAAUGGUUUGUAAAAUAUAAAGUUGAUGCUGUAUUUGCUGGCCAUGUCCAUGCCUAUGAGCGCAGUUAUAGGAUAUCAAAUAUUGCAUACAAUAUCGUGAAUGGGAAAUGCACACCAGUUCCUGACCAAUCAGCUCCUGUAUACAUCACCAUAGGCGAUGGUGGAAAUUGCGAAGGGCUCGCGACUAACAUGUCAGAGCCACAGCCCAGUUAUUCAGCUUACAGGGAAGCCAGCUUCGGUCAUGCUAUUUUUGACAUCAAGAAUCGGACCCAUGCUUAUUAUACUUGGCACCGCAACCAGGAUGGUCAUGCAGUUGCUGCUGAUUCCAUGUGAUUUUACAACAGAUACUGGCACUCUGGAUGAUUCUACUACAUCUGCUACAUAAGUUGAGCCACUAGUUCUGAGUCUUUGGAAAUAAAAAUGUCUCAAAUUUUGAGGCAGGCAUGGAUACUUCUCCUUUCUUCGUUACUUCUCUACUUCACCUUUGAAUCGAAAAUCUUAUAGCGGAUUACUCUGCCCAUUUAAAUAGCUUAUUUGUUGCUUUGUCAAUAAUCAUAGUUUGGAGACUAUGAUGUUGAUAUGGAAUUGGUUCUGAAUCUACAAAUCACUGGUCUGAAAGAUUAGCUUCAUUCAAUGAAG